GAACCGAACUAAUCUAUCGUGGCGUGGCACGACGCUCACGUCGCGAACGCGACCGCGGGCACCUGCGGAAGGGCAGGGAGAACUGAAGAACCCUGCGGCUCGGCUCCGCCGUCACGCCACAUGGACAUCAAGGAGCGGAUCCGCCGCUCGCCGCCGUCGUCGCCGCAGGCUGUGGGGGAGGCGGCGGCGUCCGCGCCCGGACACCCGCGCGGGAGGAAGGCCCGGGUCGCGGUGCUUCCCCUGUCAGUCGCCUGCGGGGUCACGCUGUUGUUGCUCGCGGGCGUCUCCGCCGCGAGGAGGGGUGCCCAAUUCUCCGGCGCGGAUCCUACCACUCUCUCCGGCAACGACGAUCGUGGCGGCUUUGAACAGGCCGGGCCGCGCGAUGGAGAGCAUGCAACUACGGUGUCUUCCAAAGUUCAAAGGGACAAACUAAUUGGUGGCUUGUUAGCUCCUGGUUUUGAUGAACAGUCAUGUCUAAGUAGAUACCAAUCAGCAUUGUAUCGUAAAGAGUCGCCCCAUUUAGUAUCAACCUACCUUUUGGAAAGACUGAGAGAACAUGAGGUUCUCCAGAAGAAAUGUGGCCCAUAUACAGACUCAUACAAGAAAGCUAUUGAGCAACUGAAUUCUGGUCAGGAUAUAAUGGUUGGAGAUUGCAACUAUUUGGUGUGGGUAUCUUAUAGUGGUCUUGGUAACAGGAUCUUGACUAUUGCCUCAGCAUUUCUCUAUGCCAUCCUUACAAACAGAGUUCUACUUGUAGAUGGAGAUAAAGGCACUGCAGAUCUUUUCUGUGAACCAUUCCCUGAAACUUCAUGGGUAUUACCGCCGGAUUUCCCUAUUACUAAAUUUAAGAACUUCAGUAUUGGCUCCCCUGAGAGUUACGGAAACAUGGCGAAAACUGAAGCUAUUCAUUCUGAUGGUUCUUUUAAGGGUCCUAAACCUGCCUUUCUAUAUCUUCACCUGGCUCAUGACUAUGAUGAUCAUGAUAAGCUUUUUUUCUGUGAACAUAGUCAGCAACAUCUCCAGAAGAUCCCAUGGCUGAUCUUAAGAUCCGAUAAUUACUUUGUACCUUCGCUUUUUCUGAUCUCAUCAUACCAAGAGGAGCUCACGAGGCUGUUUCCGCAGAAAGAUGUUGUCUUCCAUCACUUGGGACGUUACUUGUUCCACCCUACCAAUGCUGUGUGGGGCUUGAUUACAAGGUACUAUGAUUCUUAUCUUGCCAGAGCUGACGAGAAGUUAGGUAUCCAGAUCAGAGUCUUCGAUACUGAAACCGGUCCAUUUCAGCAUGUCUUGGAUCAGGUCCUUCAUUGCACACUGAAGGAAAAAUUACUACCAGAGAUCAACGCGCAACAGCCAAUUAUCUCGACAGGGAACAUCAAGUCUAAAGUUGUUCUGAUUACUUCUUUGAACUCAGGAUACUACGAAAGGAUCAGGAACAUGUACUGGGAACAUCCGACUGAGAAUGGUGAGAUGAUUAGCUUCCAUCAGCCAAGCCACGAGGAGCACCAGGAUUCAGACAAGACAAUGCAUAACAUGAAAGCAUGGGCAGAGAUUUAUCUGCUGAGCUUAUCUGAUGCUAUGGUAACAAGUGCAUGGUCAACUUUUGGAUAUGUAGCUCAGGGUCUGAGUGGUUCGAAGACGUGGCUUCUGUUCAAGCCUGAAAAUCGCACUGCGCCUAAUCCACCUUGCCGUCAGGUCAUGUCUAUAGAACCGUGCUUUCAUGCUCCGCCUUUCUAUGAUUGCAAAACUAGGAAGGGAACUGACACAGGGAAGCUUGUUCCACAUGUAAGACACUGUGAAGAUAUGAGCUGGGGGCUCAAGCUAGUUGAUACAGGUACAUAGGUUCAGGUUUGUAUUUAUAUUGAAGGCAAGGUUUGAGCGACACAGUUAAUACAAAAUGGCAUAGGGGUGUUUGUUUGGGAUUAUAUAAUCUGGCUAGAUUAUAAUUCCAAACAAACACGUAUGCUGACUGUGGUCAGGUAAGUUUAGCGCAACUAUAACGGUUCUGUCCGUACGAAUUAUAUGUGUCUCUUAUAACAUGUGUUCACGCAAUUAUAGCAUGCUUGAACUGGGCAAAAGUCGACCAAGAAAAUAAAAAGUGAGCAAAUAUACUGAGGACUACGAUCAAUCGCCAAAGAACGAUAAGCUGUACUAAUUUCCUUCUCCCCCCCUGUCAUUAGGAGCUAUUAAUACAGUUCGUCAGUUAUUGAAGUUUUUACUCACUGUUCAUGACAAAAAUUCGCAAGGAGCACAUUCGGGUUAAGGGAUAACUCUAGAGCAUCGGACUAAUCUAUGAAACUAUCUGUUGAAAACACGAAGGAAAGAAGAUCAGUGUCAGACAUGACAAGACGAAGUCUGAUUGCUUUCAAAGCUACCUUCACGAAAGGAGGAAUCAGAAGGGGAUACUAGAGAAGAAAAGACAUAUAUGG
Messenger RNA from Zea mays, 2426 nucleotides. Its product is annotated as galactoside 2-alpha-L-fucosyltransferase. The record is from RefSeq and is a predicted model, not a curated record. Bases 121 to 1839 code for a protein of 572 amino acids. NCBI's taxonomy places the organism in Eukaryota, Viridiplantae, Streptophyta, Magnoliopsida, Poales, Poaceae. Gene Ontology annotation, molecular function: galactoside 2-alpha-L-fucosyltransferase activity. Gene Ontology annotation, biological process: cell wall biogenesis; xyloglucan biosynthetic process. Gene Ontology annotation, cellular component: Golgi apparatus; membrane. The transcript is spliced from 3 exons.